CUACUGUAUGCCUUUCUUCACAUGAGACAAAACUUGAAAUAUUUUGAUAAAAUGAGAUGCUUGCGGAAACGAUCAGCAGUGUCGUUCUUAGGAGUCCUUGUCAUUUGCUUGCUGUUCAUGAACUUGUACAUUGAAGAUGGUUAUGUUUUGGAAGGGGACAAGCAAUUAAUCAGAGAAACAGCCACGCACCAGCUCAACCCAGAGCGCUAUGUUCACACUUUUAAAGAUUUGUCUAAUUUCUCAGGAUCUAUAAACAUUUCCUAUCGCUACCUAGCUGGCACGCCUUUGCCAAGAAAAAGGUAUCUUACAAUUGGGCUAUCCUCUGUGAAAAGGAAAAAGGGAAACUACUUGCUUGAGACCAUCAAGUCCAUAUUUGAGCAGUCAAGUUAUGAGGAGCUCAAAGAAAUCGCAGUUGUAGUGCAGCUGGCAGAUUUUGACUCAGCCUGGUGUGAAGGGAUGGUCCAAGAUAUUUCACAGAAAUUUGCACAUCACAUAAUUGCGGGCAGAUUAAUAGUUAUUCAUGUCCCUGAGGAGUAUUAUCCUGUACUGGAUGGCCUCAAGAGAAAUUACAAUGACCCAGAGGACCGUGUGAAGUUUCGAUCCAAACAAAACGUAGAUUAUGCUUUCCUUCUUAACUUCUGUGCUAAUCUUUCUGACUAUUAUGUGAUGCUAGAAGAUGAUGUUCGCUGCUCAAAGAACUUUUUGACUGCUGUUAAGAAAGUAAUUACCUCACGAGAAGGAUCCUACUGGGUGACUUUGGAGUUCUCCAAACUGGGGUACAUUGGAAAGCUUUACCAUUCCCAUGACCUGCCACGCCUGGCCCAUUUUCUGUUGAUGUUUUACCAAGAAAUGCCUUGUGACUGGCUGCUCAUCCACUUCCGUGGGCUGUUAGCUCAAAAGGAAGUGAUACGUUUUAAGCCAUCUCUCUUCCAGCACAUGGGAUACUAUUCAUCUUACAAAGGAGCUGAAAACAAGCUAAAGGAUGAUGAUUUUGAAGAGGAAUCAUUUGAUAUCCCUGACAACCCACCUGCAAACUUGCACACCAACAUGAAUGUAUUUGAAAAUUAUGAGGCAAGCAAGGCUUACAGCAGCAUUGAUGAGUAUUUCUGGGGCAAAGCUCCUUCUACUGGAGACUUCUAUGGGAUUGUAUUUGAAAAGCCCAUCAAAAUCAGUAAAAUUAAAGUUGUCACUGGUACAGAAGACCGACAAAAUGACAUUUUGCAUCAUGGGGCCCUGGAAGUGGGAGAAAAGAUUGUAGGGAGUAAAAAAGGGAGACAAUGUACUACUUACUUGAGACUAGGGGAAUUCAAAAAUGGGAAUUUUGAAAUAACAGAUGUAGAGCACAAAGUUCUGUUUGAUAUUAACUGCAUGAGAAUACUUGUUACCAAAAGUCAAAAAGAAUGGCUGAUCAUUAGAAGCAUUAGCGUCUGGACUUCACAAACACCAAAUCAAUAA
This is a messenger RNA of Egretta garzetta (little egret), 1455 nucleotides long. RefSeq names its product MGAT4 family member C (gene MGAT4C). Bases 22 to 1455 code for a protein of 477 amino acids. Gene Ontology annotation, molecular function: acetylglucosaminyltransferase activity. The transcript is spliced from 3 exons. The record is from RefSeq and is a predicted model, not a curated record. NCBI's taxonomy places the organism in Eukaryota, Metazoa, Chordata, Aves, Pelecaniformes, Ardeidae. Gene Ontology annotation, biological process: protein N-linked glycosylation.